AUCCAUACCGCGACGAAGAAUGGGUGGACAGCAUUGCAUACGGCAUCAAGGAGUGGCCAUCUGGAGGUCGUCAAGUUUCUCUACGAGCAUGGAGCCGACACCGAUAUCUAUACCGCGACGAAGAAUGGGUGGACAGCAUUGCAUGCGGCAUCUAGCAAUGGCCAUCUAGAGGUGGUCAAGUUUCUCUACGAACAUGGAGCCGACGCCGAUAUCCAUACCGCGACGAAGGAUGGGUGGACACCACUAAAUACGGCAUCUAACAAUGGCCAUCUGGAGGUGGUCAAGUUUCUCUACGAGCACGGGGCUGACGCUGAUAUCCAUACCGCGACGAAGAAUAGGUGGACACUACUUUAUGCGGCUUCUAAGCAUAGCCAUCUAGAGGUCGUUAAGUUUCUCAUACAG
This is a messenger RNA of Exophiala aquamarina CBS 119918, 402 nucleotides long. RefSeq lists its product as uncharacterized. The transcript has a single exon. NCBI's taxonomy places the organism in Eukaryota, Fungi, Ascomycota, Eurotiomycetes, Chaetothyriales, Herpotrichiellaceae. The annotation marks the transcript as partial. Gene Ontology annotation, cellular component: cytoplasm. Gene Ontology annotation, molecular function: protein binding. The record is from RefSeq and is a predicted model, not a curated record.